Candida albicans SC5314 is the source of this 1152-nucleotide messenger RNA. Its product is annotated as iron-sulfur cluster assembly protein. Gene Ontology annotation, molecular function: protein binding. The transcript has a single exon. Lineage: Eukaryota; Fungi; Ascomycota; Pichiomycetes; Serinales; Debaryomycetaceae. Gene Ontology annotation, biological process: iron-sulfur cluster assembly. The record is from RefSeq and is a predicted model, not a curated record. Bases 1 to 1152 code for a protein of 383 amino acids. Gene Ontology annotation, cellular component: cytosolic [4Fe-4S] assembly targeting complex.
AUGGUUCAAUUACUACACUCUAUCAAGGCACACAAUGAUAAGGUUUGGAGUGUUUCUGUCCAUCCAACAUUACCAAUAAUUGCCACAGCAUCUACCGACAAAUCAACAAAACUAUACAAACUUUCCGCAAGGCAGAAAUUCCCAUUAGUUGCCAAAUUAGAAGAUACUCACAAAAGAUCAAUACGCUCUGUUGCAUUUAAACCUCCAUUAGGUGGUGCUGAUACUCCUAAACUGGAUUUCUUGGAUUUGCCGGCAUUAGCAGCUGGUUCUUUUGAUUCCACAAUUAGUGUAUGGGGUAUUGAUGAACCCGACGUUGAAUAUGACAUUGAAGAAGUUAUUGCUAAUCAAAAGGAAAUUCUUACUAGUCCUAAUAAUGAAUGGAAUUUAAUGGCAAUUAUAGAAGGUCAUGAAAAUGAAGUGAAAGCCGUUGAUUGGAAUUUUCAAGGUCAAUAUUUAGCUUCUUGUUCAAGAGAUAAAACAGUUUGGAUAUGGGAAACUGAUCCGGAAACUUUAGAAGAAUUUGAAUGUGUGGCAGUAUUGAAUGAUCAUUCACAAGAUGUGAAAAAUGUUUCUUGGCAUCCAUCAAUGAAUAUAUUGGCCAGUUCUUCUUAUGAUGAUACUAUUAGAAUCUAUCAACAAGACAUUGCUGGGGAUGAAUGGUCAUGUGUUGGUAUUUUAAAUGGACAUGAAGGUACUGUUUGGUGUUCUAAAUUUGAAAGUCUUAAAAGUCCAAUUGCUGAUUCAAGUGUUUUAAGAUUAGUUUCUGCUAGUGAUGAUUUGUCAGUAAGAAUAUGGGUAGCAAAAAGAGAGCAAGAAGACGAUGAACAAGCUAAGUUGGAACUUCCAAGUUCGAUUAGACACACAAACGAAAUGGUAUGGGAAGUAGAAUCUGUUUUGCCUUCUGUUCACAAGUAUCCGGUUUAUUCUGUGGCGUGGUCUGCAUUAACUGGUAAAAUUGCUAGUGCUGGCUCCGAUGGGAAGAUUGUUGUGUAUUCAGAAACUGAAAAAGGGAAAUGGGUGAUUGAUUCUAUUCAUGAAGGUGCACAUGGAGUUCAUGAAAUAAACUGUGUUAUCUGGGCACAACUAGAUGAUGAAAAUGAAAUAUUAGUGAGUGCCGGAGACGAUGGAUAUGUGAAUUUAUGGAAAAUAUAG